Messenger RNA from Salvelinus namaycush (lake trout), 5013 nucleotides. RefSeq names its product protein NLRC3. Gene Ontology annotation, biological process: regulation of apoptotic process. The record is from RefSeq and is a predicted model, not a curated record. NCBI's taxonomy places the organism in Eukaryota, Metazoa, Chordata, Actinopteri, Salmoniformes, Salmonidae. Bases 1362 to 4193 code for a protein of 943 amino acids. The transcript has 7 exons. Gene Ontology annotation, molecular function: protein binding.
AUAACAGCAAUCCAUGAGUUAGUUUUGCUAAUAUGGGUACCAGUUACUUGCAUUGGAUUGUGCCUCAAAUGCUAAGUUCAAUUUUUUUAAACAGUGACCAGGUACACAACCAAAGCAUGGCUUGCUGUCAUACGUUGUCCUGAGACUGCUUACAGGGUAAGGAAACUAAUGUAAUUUUCUAAUUUGGGUGAACUAUCCCUUUAAGUGUAUUUGAUAGAAACUUAAUCAGGAGUUCAAUGUUUUGAUUAAAUCCAAACUCUGGACAGCAUAUGCAGACUUUUCUGGCACAUCAGAAAUGUACCCUAACUAGAUUAUGCAAGUAAAGUUAGGCCUACUCUGAUUUUUACUGUGCAGUCUUUAUAGUCCCAAGCCAGAGCAGCUGAAACGUACCAUCUUGCAACAUGUUGAAAUGGGAUUUUGAUCUCAAGGGACUGUACGAAGUGAUGCAAUCCUCUGAUGUGAUGAGGAACUUGACAUAAUUUCUAGUCUUGAGUUUGAAUAGUCUCUCUGCUCUAUCGGUGUAUAAAAACCAACACACCAGGCUUUAAUAAUAUUUUUGAACUGUUAUUUAUAAAUGUGGCAUCGGCAGUCAAUCAAUGUUCACUUAUAGGCUAGCUAUAUCAGUGGUUCAUAUCAGUGGUUCAUCAUUUGGGGAAGUUUUCAAGUCUUUCCUUGUUAGUUUCACUUUCAAAAGGGAGGGGUAAGUUGCUUUUUAGUAAUUGUUCUAUAUUAAUAUUUGGACUCUCUAUUUGUAUAUUUUACAUUACAUAUUUUUACAUUCGUUUUACACUUUGUGCCACCUUAAUGUCACUGAUGCCAUGCCUUUUUUUGUAAUAAUCAUGUAAUUACACAUGUUAUAUGUUAUCUUGUGAUCUUAGUGGCGUCGUAGGUUAUUAUGGAAUUUUGCUGUGUUUUGGGAAGCCCAAUAUCACAUCAUAAACAAAUAUAUUUAUGCUAUUUAUUUUCUACUUAUGUUGACUUAAUAAUUAGAAUAGAAUAACAUACAAUUCAAUAACAUACAGCAACAUUUAUAGUUGACAAGUUUGUUUUAUAGCCUAAGCUACAAUGUCACAUGAUUCUUUUUAGGCUUACAUCAAGUUUUGAAGUCAUAAUAUUUGAAAUUCUUAAUGAUAUUUCCUGUUUUAGGCCAUGUGGAUCUGUAUUGUGCCUUUUUAUGCUGAAAACAAUUCCUCAAUUUAUGAAAGGGAAAGGGAAAGAAGAGCUUCACCCACUUAUUAAAACCACUUCCAUAUUCAAACCACUUCACUUGUGAGUCUUGUGUGUUAUUGAAUAAGUGGACAAUAGACAAAUAUUUUCUGUUAAACCAGUCACGCCAAGAGUGAGUCUCCCCAGUCCCCACAAUGGCGGUGGGGCCAUGCAGUAUAUCCCUACAGGAGCAUCGUGUGCAACUGGUGGAGAGCUGGAGCCAAAAUGUCACCCACCUCCAGGAGCUUCUUUACCAGGUAGGGGCUCUUACUGAGGAGGACCUCAGCCUGGUGAGAGGAGGAGGUCACCUGGGGGUGAGGGACUCCAUGAGGAAUCUGCUGGAUGUGUUACACGGGCGUGGAGAGGAAGCCUGUCGAGCAUUCUUUCAUGUUCUACAGUCACAGAGAGCCAACAAGGAGUCUGAGUCUAUGCUAACUGCUAUCCCACCUGAGGGCUCUGGACCCAGCAGCAGUGGCUCUGGUCCAACCAACAUGCAGGAGCACUUGAGGAAGCACAAGGACAUAUUAGGCAGGCAGCACAGUCCUGUUGAUUACCUUAGUAUCAAGACUAUUAGGUGUAGUAGUUCAGAGAGUAGUGAUGAGUCUUGUUCCUUUACAGAUAUCACAUUGUCCAGGUGCGUGGGCUACACUGUUCCCCUGCAGUACCACCAGCACGAGGUAGCCAUGGUGGGUGAUGCCUUCCGGAGCCAGGACCAGGUCUGUACCUUUCAAGAUGUCUGCCAGAGUCUGCUGUCUGUUCCAGGAGAGGACGUGAGUCUGCUCUCCGGGGUGGCCGGCAGUGGGAAGACCACGGUGGUGAGACGGCUGGUUCAUGAAUGGGCAAAGGACUCUGGAUCCCAGAAGAUAGUCCUGUCCCUAUCCUUCAGAGAGCUCAAUCUGCUCAGUGAGCCUCAGAGCCUGCAGGAGCUUCUCCUGGUGCACUACAGCCACCUCAAACCUGUCCUUCCCUGGGUCAUUGACUCCCAACCUGGCCGGAUCCUACUCAUCUUGGACGGGCUCGAUGAGUUCCGCUUCCCCCUUGAAUUUGAGCGGAGCCCCAAGUGCUCGGACCCAGAGCGGAAGCUGGGCAUGGGGGAGAUGGUGGUGAACUUGAUCAAGGGUCACCUCCUCCCCGGUAUCUCCAUCCUGGUCACAUCGCGGCCCCACGCCGUCUCCAAGGUCCCUCCCCUGCUGGUGACCCAGCUCUACAGCAUCCUGGGCUUCUCUAAAGACCAGCAGAGGCACUACUUUGAGCAGAGCUGCAACUCUCCCCUGGUGGCCUCUGCCAUGUGGGGCUACGUUUCCUCCUACCAGCCCCUCCAGCUCAUGUGUCGUAUACCAGCCUUCUGCUGGAUCGUCUCCACUGCCCUGCGUGAUAGAGCCCCCUGCUGCCUUAGCCAAGUCACCACCACCACUCUGCCCAAUACAGUUAGGACAAUGCCAGCAGGCUCCAGUGAUACCUCCACCUCCAACAACAGGGCUGAAGAAGCCACUCCAACCCCUUCCACUUUCUCCUCCACUGUUCCCAGGGUGAUGUUAAUGAGCGGCCAUGUCAAGCCCAUCACCAUCACAGAGAUCUACUGUUGCUUUCUCAAGUCCAUCCUGGUGUUCCACGGAGAGGGCCACAGUCAGGAAGGCUGCAGCCCGCAGUGUCUCCAGGAGGCCCCGCGGGUCCUACAGGAGAUGCGACCCAUGCUGAGAGACCUGGGAGCCCUUGCCUUCAAGGGCUUGCUGGAGCGACGCUUCCUCUUCGACCAGGCUGAUCUGAGCUCUUUCUCCCUGGACUGCAGUGGGCUGUCCAAGACCUUCCUGGUGGAGAUCCUCCGAGAGGACCGGGCCUCGCUCACCUGCCAGAGGAGCUUCCACUUCAUCCACACUAGUGUACAGGAGUUCCUGGCUGCUCUGUACUACGUCCUGCAGGCCCUCUCCGGCUCAGACCCGUUCUCAGGGCUCAAGUCAGCCGUUGGUGUAGCCCUGUUUCCAGUCGCCCUGCACAAAGUGUUAACCUCCACUGCUGAUAAGCUGCUGAGGCCCAGACGGCUCCUGCGCAGAUAUGUCAAGAAGGCUUUCUCCUGGGGUGGACACCAUCAGUCUGGUCACAUGGACCUCUUCUGCAGAUUUGUAUCUGGCUUAUUGGUACCUCAAACCCGUGUCAUCCUGGAUGGACUAUUCCGAGGCAGAUCACAAAUACUCCCAUCUCCCUCCUCCUCUCUGCCCGUGCCCUCUCCUCCUCCCACCCCUCCCUUUCUUCUGAGCCUGCUCCACUCCCAGCUCCAAUGUGGCAGACUGAGUCCAGAGAGGCAGGUCAACGUGUGCCACUGCCUGUACGAGGCCCAGGACCCAGGCCUGGCCCAGCGUCUACAAGGCUGGCUGCAGGUCCUGGCCCAACAACAGGUGUCAGACCAGUCUGGCCCAGCCAAGAGGGACUGGAGCGAGCUGGCCUUCCUGCUGCAGCUGACCCCAGACCUGCAGGAUCUGAAUCUGGAGGCCCAGGGGCUGGACGCAGAGGGCCUGCGCAGACUGCUGCCUGUACUCCCUCUCUUCAGCACCCUCAGGCUAGCGCAGAAUCCACUGGGUCCAGAGGGGGCAGUUGUGUUAGCCUGUGCCAUGCAGAGCCCAGACUGCCGUGUCGAGAGACUGUGGGUGGUGGGAACAGGACUGGGUUGUAAGGGACUCAAGGUGCUUACAGAAGGACUGAAAGACAACCACACAGUGGUCGACCUCAGGAUGGCCAUCAAUCACAUUGGCGAUGUGGGAGCAGGCUGUCUGGCGGAUCUACUGCGGACCAAUCAUACACUUAAAGAUAUCAGGCUCCGUGACAAUCAGAUUACUGAUAAGGGAGCAUUACUCCUCCUGGAAGCACUGACUGAGAAUACCACUCUGGAACAGCUCUGGAUGUUUGACAACAAGUUGUCGAAAGAGGGAGUCAGGAAGCUGAAGGAGUUCGCCAAGAGCACAUCUCAUCUGGACAUCAAAGUGUGCAUCUGAUUUCAUCUGCCUUUCCUGUGGCUGAUGAUAGACUCUAAGUACUUUAUCAUUGGUGGAUGGUGUAGUUGUUUAUAAUCUGUGUCGUAUGGUACUUUUGCACAUAUACAUGGUAUGAAAGAUGUUAUUAGUAUUUCAUUCUUAUUUUUGUUCAAUCAACUAAGAGUUUACAUUUCGUUGUCUGGUUUUAGUAGGUCAAUGAAUGUAGCCAUAGGUCAAUGAAAUUGUCUGCAAUAGGUUUACACGCUUUUUCAAUAGUUUGCAUUCUUAUGUGUCAGAAACACCUCCAAGUAAAGAGCUUAAACGUUUAAACAACACUUCCAUGGAUGGCUAGCAGAGAGCAAUAUACCUGCAUAUACACAUGACCUACUGGAAGGCCAGGGUCAUAGUCUACUAUGUGCAAAUGAGAUGAUCAUGGUUCCUCUCUAACAAAGUUGGGCAUUAAUGGUUAACAAUAAUUUGUUGGUACACAACUAAAUUUCACUACCUAAAAUGAAUGUUGAAAUGUAUGAAGUUGAGGGUGAAAAAACGAAAUUGAGAGUAUUUCUUUAUUCUACCACAAGAUGUCCCCCUCAAUAUACACUUUUCUGCAAUGUUUUUGUUUGCAUCCUUCCUAGUCUGGUCCAUGGGGACAUGGCAUUAUCCUUUGUUUCCCAAUAUGUCACGUUACCUGACUAAUAACGUCAAUAAGGUUUUUCUGAUGCCCACUCUUUGAUUUUAUUUCAUGAGGGACAAUGCUACUAUUACUACACAUCUAAUUUUCUAGAUUUUCUCACCUGUGAAGUUAGAAACUCAUAUUACCAUUGUUAUGCACUUUGGAAAA